AUGUGACCAUAUCAUGUGACUCUUAGGAAAAUCAAUCUUACUGUGCAGUGGUUUUAGUAACGACGUCCGACAACAUGAGGAAGGUAGUACCUUUUUUUACGGUAACAGUAGUCCUGUGUUCUGUUGGGGGGCAGAAUGCCCUGCCACACAGCUAUGUUCAGCCAAGAAAACAUCAUGGAUUCAAGACAGAACCCCAGUUCACAGAGAAGUAUUUCAGUCAGACUCUGGACCACUUCAACUUUAACAGCAUGGGGAACGGGACAUUCAAUCAGCGUUACCUGAUCACAGAUAAGUACUGGAAGAAGGGCGAUGGUCCUAUUUUCUUCUACACUGGUAAUGAGGGAGACAUCUGGGAGUUUGCACUCAACUCUGGUUUCAUCACAGAGUUAGCUGCACAGCAGGCAGCUUUAGUCAUAUUUGCUGAACAUAGGUACUAUGGCAGAUCUUUGCCCUUUGGCAAAGAGUCCUUCAACAUCCCUCAGAUCAGCCUGCUGACAGUGGAGCAGGCCCUCGCCGACUACGCUGUUAUGAUUACGGCGCUGAAACAGCAACUGGCAGCCACAGACUGUCCUGUCAUCGUGUUUGGUGGCAGUUAUGGUGGGAUGCUGUCGGUCUACAUGAGACUCAAGUAUCCAAACAUCGUGGCUGGAGCUCUGGCUGCCAGCGCCCCCAUACUCUCCACCGCAGGGCUGGGAGAUUCCAGGCAGUUUUUCAGAGAUGUUACAGCUGAUUUUGAGAGUGUUGCCCCUGAAUGCAGAGAUGCUGUGAGAGGAGCUUUCCAUCAGCUGAAGGAAUUAGCUGAACGCCAAGAUUACAGUCGCAUCCAGUCAGAGUUCUCCCUGUGUAAGCCUCCGACAUCUGAUCAGGACAUCCACCAGCUGAACGGCCUGCUGAGGAAUGCCUUCACUCUGAUGGCCAUGUUGGAUUACCCCUACAGCACUCACUUCAUGGGCAACAUGCCUGCCAACCCUGUCAAGGUGGCCUGUGAAACCAUGCUGAGUGGAUCUGACCUGCUCACCAACCUCAGGAAGACUGCAGGGAUUGUGUACAACUCCACCGAGGUGCUGAGCUGUUUUGACCUGUACAGUUUGUAUUUGGAGUGUGCUGAUCCCACUGGCUGUGGACUGGGCUUCGACAGCCUGGCCUGGGACUAUCAGGCUUGCACAGAAAUUGAUCUGUGCUAUGAGAGCAAUAAUGUGACGGACAUGUUUCCUCCCAUGGGCUUCACUGAGACAGACCGUGUACUUUACUGCUCCAAGCGCUGGGCUGUGGUUCCACGACCAGAGUGGCUCAAAACCCAGUUCUGGGGUGAUGCCCUCUCUACAGCCAGCAACAUUAUUUUCUCCAAUGGAGAUCUGGACCCAUGGGCAAAUGGAGGGGUACGCAAGUCCUUGAGCUCCUCACUAAUAGCUGUCAACAUUUCUGGAGGAGCCCAUCAUCUGGAUCUCAGAGGGUCUAAUGAUGCUGAUCCAGUGUCAGUUAUCAGUGCCAGGAAGAUGGAAGCAGACCUCAUUGUACAGUGGGUGAAGAUGGAGCGGACCAGAUUAAGACAGUCAACUUAAAAGCACGGGAUCUGAGUGUCUCAGGACUGAACAUAAAACCAGUUAUUUCUUUCAAAUCAAAUAAGUCCCUUCUAAUACAAUUGUACCAGAAUUCAUCUUCAAGUUGUUGCUGGCCCACAAUACAAUACACAGCAGGAAUGGAGGGUCAGCUUACAUCUGCUGAAUAUUAAAACUGAUCCUGGAUGGUAGUGAUAGUUUAAUGAAAAUCAUUAAACUACAAAUCAUGUUUUGCAUUGUUCAUCACAUUUCAAGAUUCUACAAAGGCAACAGGAUUACAAACAAACAUGCCCACCGCCAUUUUCUCAAGUUUCACUGAUUUAUUUUUUUUUCAAAUUGCUUGUUUUGUCCAACCAGCAGUCCAAACUCAAAUGUAUUCCAUUAAUCAUGGAAGAUUAUUGAAAAACAGCUUCUAUUUACAGAAGAGGGCCUGGUCCAGAAGCUGGAACCUAUAAAUCUGGACGUGUUAGCUUAGAAAAAUUACAAAUCAUCUUUAAGAUCCAUGAAGUCAAUCCAAAUACAGUACAAUAUUGCUUCUACUGCAGACCUGCUGUGUUUCCUGAGUCAAUCAUCGACACAAAUGUUCUGUUUCUGUUAAUAAAAUGUUUAAUUUUUUUUGUACAAAA
Molecule: messenger RNA, 2185 nt
Organism: Micropterus salmoides (largemouth bass)
Lineage: Eukaryota; Metazoa; Chordata; Actinopteri; Centrarchiformes; Centrarchidae
Gene: dpp7
Product: dipeptidyl-peptidase 7
Exons: 13
Coding region: 75-1562 (495 amino acids)
Biological process (GO): proteolysis
Cellular component (GO): vesicle
Molecular function (GO): dipeptidyl-peptidase activity; serine-type exopeptidase activity
Source: RefSeq, a predicted model, not a curated record